CAGCGAGGUGUAUGAUUGAUACUAUCAGCAUUCCACCAGCAUCGUGGCUAUUGUAUAGGAUCCCAUAGCCAAACCCGCAGCCUUUUUAGUAAGAUUCUAUCUAAAGCUUUACACUCCAACAGGGCAUUGAAAUUGCUGUUACCACUACACGACAAUAAUUUACUGUCGUCAAAUGUCUGCUGCUGACUCUGCUCGGAUUUACGCCGAUUUACAACAAGACAUCCCUUGUCACCCUGGCCCUGACUGGACGCGCUUUGUCUGCAUAUCAGACACGCAUUCUGAAUUGUUCGAUGUUCCUCCAGGAGACGUCUUGCUACAUGCGGGAGAUUUGAGCAGCUGGGGAUCUUUUCCUCAACUGAAGGUGACGCUAGAUUGGCUCGGGUCACUAGAACAUCCCGUCAAAAUGUAAGUGCAGAAGUUGAUACUAUAGUUUU
Serpula lacrymans var. lacrymans S7.9 is the source of this 434-nucleotide messenger RNA. RefSeq lists its product as uncharacterized. The transcript has a single exon. The coding region runs from base 173 to 409 and encodes 78 amino acids. The record is from RefSeq and is a predicted model, not a curated record. NCBI's taxonomy places the organism in Eukaryota, Fungi, Basidiomycota, Agaricomycetes, Boletales, Serpulaceae.